UUGAAUCAUUUGUUCUUGGUGGCGGUUCAAUUCAAAGCUGGCUGACAAGUCUUUGAAUUUGAAAGCUACUUCUUGAAUUAACCAAAUCAUAAGCACUUUUGCUGAUUUGGGUUGAUAGUAGCACAUGGGUUGGUGCCAUUUCUUGUGAUCGUUUAGAGAGAGAUAGGAGAGAGAGAGAUAGGAGAGAGAGAGAGAAGGAUGAAGAUGGAGGGUGCCCCCCAGAAGGCCAUAGAAGUGAGGGCGUUGGAGGCACUUGGGCAGGGAUUCGAUUUGAGCAGCGAUUUCAGGCUCAAGUUUGCGAAAGGGUUGAAGGGAGGUGAUGGGAGGUUGGUAGUGCUGAAUGAGGCUAGUAAGAGGGACAUUGUGAUUCCAAAUGCUGGAGGAGUUGUCAUUCGUGGAGUUCCUCAGGAUAUUAGUUGCGAUAAAGGCGAUCGAAUUCGGUUCAAAUCCGAUGUUCUUGAAUUAAAUCAGAUGUCGGAGCUACUUAAUCAGAAAUCUUCUGUGCAAGGGAAAAUUCCUUCAGGCUAUCUUAAUGCCAUUUUCGAUUUAACUGGAGACUGGCUUCAAGAUGCUGCAGAAACCAAAUCUCUUGCUUUCGAUGGUUUCUUCAUUUCAUUAUACUAUCUGCAACUAACAGCAUCUCCAUUAAUAUUGCAUAACAAAGUACAGAAAUCUGUUCCAUCUCGUUGGGAUCCAGCCGCAUUAUCUAGGUUCAUCCGUUCAUAUGGGACACACAUAAUAAUAGGAAUGGCUGUUGGAGGUCAAGAUUUAGUUUGUGUCAAACAGAAAUAUUCCUCACCGGUUCCCACAGCUGAUGUCAGAAGACGCCUGGAGGAUCUUGGGGAUUUCCUAUUUUCAGGCGGAAGCCCUUCUUUACUACGGGGAAAAACAAGAGAUGGACGACAUAAAGUUCCAGAUGUAUUCGAUCCUAUUUUGCAGACAAACACUAUGCAGUUAACCACUUUUCCCGAAACAUCAAGCAAGGAUGGUCUUACUAUGAUUUUCUCAAAACGAGGAGGGGAUGUGUUCUCGAAUGGUCAUUCCAAUUGGCUCCAGUCAGUGCUUACUGAACCAGAAGCUAUCCUCUUUAAGUUUGUACCUAUUACUUCUCUUCUUACUGGGAUUCCAGGAAGUGGCUAUCUUAGUCAUGCAAUCAACUUGUAUCUACGUUACAAGCCUGCUCCAGAGGAUUUACAACAUUUCUUGGAGUUCCAAGUUCCUAGGCAAUGGGCACCUAUGUUCUGUGAGAUGCCUCUAUCGCUUCAACGUAAAAAGGCCACCUGUCCUACCUUGCAAUUCAGUUUAAUGGGUCCUAAGAUCUAUGUUAACUCUACACAGGUUUCAACUAGUCAAAAGCCAGUUGUUGGCCUACGCCUGUACUUAGAAGGGAAAAGACGAAAUCGGCUAGCCCUACAUGUACAACAUCUCUCGAGCCUUCCAAAUACUAUGGAUCUUUCAGUGGGUAGUACCAGCACAAGGCCAAGCUGGUGGCGGGGUUCUGACGACUCUGAGUUGAGCAACCAGUUCUUAGAGCCAAUUAAUUGGAAGAGAUAUUCGAAAAUUUGUUCGUCUGUAGUCAAGCAUGACCCCAACUGGUUGAAGGGAGAUUCAGAUGGCGUGUACAUUGUAACUGGUGCACAGCUCCUUAGCAAAGGGAAAUGGCCCAAGACAGUACUUCACCUUCGUCUGCAUUUUUCCCACGUGCCCAAUUGUGGAAUCCGGAAAACUGAGUGGGCUGCGGUACCAGAGGCUUCUCACAAAUCAAGUUUCCUUACGAAUCUGAGCACAACGUUCACCUUCACUCAGCGGACAGUAACUGAUCAGCAAAAACAGGAUCCAGCUGCACUUAAUUCGGGUGUAUAUCCAGAUGGACCACCCAUGCUAAAUCACUCUUCAAAGCUUCUUAAAUACGUGGAAACAGCGGAGGUUGUCCGUGGCCCGCAUGAUGCUCCGGGACAUUGGUUAGUAACAGCUGCUAAACUAGUAAAAGAGGGAGGUAAAAUUGGUUUACAUGUAAAGUUUGCCUUGUUAGAUUAUUGGUGAAGUGCAGUUUUGUUUGUACAUUUAGAGUGGAAAGAAUAGUAGUCAUUCUUUGUUUUUAUGUUUUUCAUUUCAAGGUUUUUGUAUUUAAUAAAUAUUAUAAGGGUGUAUAUGUAAUAAUAUUGUGCGUAGGGAGGGAGUUGUUAGAGUAAAAUUAUAUGUAAGGACUAAGGGCUGACUGUCUUAGCUCAGUUCUCAUACAUACCAAUUUGGAUUACCCAAUUGCUGCUUGGUAAAAGAGUUCUUUGGUUA
This is a messenger RNA of Malus domestica (apple), 2292 nucleotides long. Its product is annotated as MACPF domain-containing protein At1g14780-like. Gene Ontology annotation, cellular component: plasma membrane. The record is from RefSeq and is a predicted model, not a curated record. Lineage: Eukaryota; Viridiplantae; Streptophyta; Magnoliopsida; Rosales; Rosaceae. Gene Ontology annotation, biological process: plant-type hypersensitive response; regulation of salicylic acid mediated signaling pathway.